UAUAAAAGACCAUCACCAACGCGCGGCACUCUGUGGGCUCGGUCGCUGUGCCACGAUGCACUCAUCUAAGCCGUUCGCCUUCGCUGCGCAGGUGUCUGCCCGUCUAAUCAUCCGGAUACUCAUCCUGGCCCUGGUUCCCGCCGCUUCUGAUGCCACGGCCCUCAGCGAACCACUUCGCUGCGAGUGGCCCGCCAGCCCUUGUCUGCUGUCUGCUACUACAGAUAGCCCGGCAGCGCCACCGCUGCCGUGCCUCAACUGCCCCUGGAUUCACGCACCGUCAUCGACAACAACCGAGGAGCCAUCUAUAAAAGACCAUCACCAACGCGCGGCACUCUGUGGGCUCGGUCGCUGUGCCACGAUGCACUCAUCUAAGCCGUUCGCCUUCGCUGCGCAGGUCAGUAAUCAGUAUUGUCUUUUCACAAAAAAAUCAAGUAACUACUGUCUCCUGCAGCUACCGAGCCCACAGUGCUGCCUUUCGAUUGUUGUUGAAUGUUAUGAUGUAGUACGUACCUUGUUGCUGUUGGCUGGUGAUAUCGAGUCAAACCCAGGUCCCGACACUGUACUCGCAGAACUAAAGAAGCUGUCUACUGGUCAGUCACAACUACUCGCCGAGGUUCAAGGCCUUAGAAACCAACUAACAACUACUGAACAGGCUAUAUCUGACCUCAGUAAGAGAUUAUCCAACCUAGAAACUCGCUAUCAAGACCUGGUAACACUACGCACCGACAUGGAUGCGAUCUGCACUAACACCACCCAAACAGCCAAAGAUAUCAAAGGAAUAGAAGCCCGCCUGGAUGACGCCGAAAAUCGCUCGCGACGAAACAAUUUAAUUUUCUAUAAUAUCACAGAUAACAAUGCAUCGGAAAACUACGCCCAAUCUGAAGAAACUGUCCUGCGCCUCUGCCGUGAUCACUUAGGUCUAACCAUUGACCCAAAAGAAAUUGAACGGGCUCACCGUCUUGGGCGCCAUUCUUCUGGGCGCUGUCGCCCAAUUAUAGUCAAACUGACAUUUUUUAAAACCAAACAGCUAAUUCUUUCAAAUGGCCGUAAGUUAAAAGGGACUGAUUACAGCGUCGGGGAGGAUUUUUCACGCCCUGUCCGAGAUGCGCGAAAGCAUCUAGUUAGAUUUGCCAAAACUAAAAACACAAAAUUUUCCUUGCGCUACAAAACAUUAUUCAUCGGUCCGAAACAGUACGCAUUCGACGAAUCAUCGCAGACAGUAAAAGAAAUCUCAUAGCAUACGGUUCAUCGUCGUGUAACUAAACUUCCUGGUAGCA
Molecule: messenger RNA, 1277 nt
Organism: Dermacentor andersoni
Lineage: Eukaryota; Metazoa; Arthropoda; Arachnida; Ixodida; Ixodidae
Biological process (GO): vesicle-mediated transport
Cellular component (GO): membrane
Source: RefSeq, a predicted model, not a curated record